This is a messenger RNA of Contarinia nasturtii (swede midge), 4561 nucleotides long. RefSeq lists its product as uncharacterized. Gene Ontology annotation, molecular function: nucleic acid binding. The record is from RefSeq and is a predicted model, not a curated record. NCBI's taxonomy places the organism in Eukaryota, Metazoa, Arthropoda, Insecta, Diptera, Cecidomyiidae. The transcript has a single exon. Gene Ontology annotation, biological process: DNA integration. Bases 114 to 4232 code for a protein of 1372 amino acids.
CCAAACACGAUACAUCACAUUGGCGACGAGCUCUGAACAAUUUUUUUUUUGGCAAAGUAAAACCACGUGAGCACAUUUUACUAGUUAUACGGAAACACAUUGCAAUCAUCAAAAUGCCAGACGAAAGUAAAUUGCAAAGUACAACACAAAUUCUUCAAGCAUCAUCAAUGCCUGAAUUCGACAUCAAAGAAAAUUGGAAUUUAUGGCAUGAACGAUUAGAAUUACAUUUUUUGGAAAUUGGUUGCACCGUAGUAGCAAAGAAAAUUUCAGUAUUACUGAAAGCAAUCGGAUCAGAGGCAUAUGAAAUUUUGCACAGCAUUUGCAGUCCAACAUUACCGAGUGCAAAGACAUACGACGAAUUGUGUAAAUUAAUGAAGCAACAUUUCACACCGUCAGUUAUCAUUUUUCACGAACGAAAAAAUUUUUAUUCGGCGAAAAAGUCAGAUGGAGAGUCGGUAGCACAAUGGUAUGCCAGAGUAAAAAAACUAUCAUUGAAUUGCAGCUUCGGUACAUCGCUCGACAAUAUCAUCAUGGACAAAUUUAUUGUUGAAUUGCCAGUCAAAAUUUUUGAGAAAUUAUGCGAAGAAGAUGAAACAUUAACAUCGGUCGAAGCAUUUAAAAAGGCAAAAUUACGCGAGUCGAAAUUGAUGCAAGGGACUAGCACGUGUACGAGCAAUUUUGAGGUUAGCUUUGUCAAACAACGUGGCAAGGCAAAGACGAAUAUCAGCAACGGUACCAAAGGAACAUACGGCAAACCAAAGAAACCAUGCAUGCACUGCGGAUGGAAAAAUCAUACGAGCAACAGCUGUAAAUACAAAAAUAGCAAAUGCCAUCAAUGUGGAGUUGUAGGACAUUUGAAAAAUAUUUGUCGUAACAAAGUUCAUUUCAUAGAUAACAAUGUUAAAUUUAUUAACGAAAAUUCGGGUCAUUUUGAGAAAUAUUCUAAUAAUUUUUUCGAUUCUAUAUAUAGCAUCACUGCAGUUGACGAGCAAGACGAAUUUGAUUAUUCCGUGUACGCAGUUAAUGAAAAAAAUGAACAGACGAAUCGAAGCAAUCAUUAUGAGCUACCAGUAUUUGUGAAUGGAGUCAGGUUGUCUACUCAAUGCGAUACUGGGGCGCCUUGUUCAUUGAUGUCUGUGAACAUAUUUGACCAAUUUUUCGAUAGGAGUUCUUUGCAGUUGUGUUCGACACCUUUCACUGGUUAUGGAGGUGAUUUGAUUGACAUUUUGGGUGAAUUUAAGGUAUGUGUCAAUUUCGAUGGACAAAACGUAUUGGGCAAGUUUGUAGUUACAAAGACCAAUCGACCAACUUUGUUGGGUCGUGAUUUUCUUCGUUCAUUUGGAUUUGAACUAUUGCAAAGACCACACAUUCAGUCAAAAUCUCAUUCUACGGUAAAUUUUGUCAAUUCAUACAAUGAGAUUAUUAAUCAAAUAAAGAAUGAAUUUGCCGAAGUUUUUAGCAGUAGCUUGGGAAAGUACAAUAUUUCCAAAGUUUCUUUGCCAAUCUCAAGUGAAGCCGUUCCUAUUUUUUGUAAGCCAAGACCUGUUCCAUUGGCAUGGCGAGACACUGUUGAAAAACAGUUAAAUGAAUUGGUACAAAAGGGCAUGUUAAUACCUGUCGAUAAUGCUGAUUGGGGUACACCUUUGGUCAUAAUACCAAAACCUAAUGGUGAAUUACGUAUUUGUGGCGACUACAAGGUAACAAUAAAUCGAUUUUUAAUCGAUUACAAGUAUCCAUUACCGCGAAUUGAUCAAAUUUUUGCAUCAAUGCAAGGUGGUAUAGUAUUUACUAAACUAGACAUGUCGAGUGCAUAUAACCAACUAGUUUUGGAUGAUGAAGCGCAAAAUUUGUGCACAUGGAGCACUCAUAAAGGUACUUUCCGCAUGACUAGAUUGCCAUUUGGCGUAAAACCAGCCGCAGCUAUUUUUCAAAAGACAGUUGAAAAUUUAUUAAGAGAAUUCUCUAAUGUUUUUUGUUACCAAGACGAUAUCGUCGUAACAGGAACGAAUUUUUCAGAUCAUUUGAAAACGCUGAAACAAGUUUUGUUUAAGAUUCUUACGGCAGGGUUUAAGUUAAAUAUAAAAAAAUGUGAAUUUUUCAAAGAGAAAAUUUCUUAUCUGGGGUUUGACAUCACCAAGGAUGGUCUGACUAAAAACAAGGAUCGCAUUAAAUCAGUACUAAAUGCACCAAGACCACAAGACAUUUCUGAAUUAAGAGCAUUUAUUGGUAUGGUUAAUCACCACUCUAAAUUCAUUGAAAACUUUGCUCAGAAAAUGUCAUCUUUGUACAAAUUGUUACAAAAGGAUGUCGAAUUUAAAUGGACAAAAGAAUGCCAUAUAGCUUUCGAGCUAAUGAAAACAGAAAUCUGUUCAGACAAGGUAUUAGUUCAUUUUAAUCCAGAUUUACCGAUAAUAUUAUCGACCGAUGCAUGUAAUACAGCAUUAGCUGGAGUUUUGUCAAAUCGAUACAAUGAGGGCAAAAGACCAAUUGCAUACGUAUCAAGAGCGCUAAAUAGUGCAGAAAGAAACUACAGUACCAUAGAGAAAGAAGCACUAGCUAUUGUAUUUAGUGUGAUCAAAUUGAAACAGUAUUUAUUGGGAAUGCAUUUCAUUCUUCAAACUGAUCACAGGCCAUUAAUCACAAUAUUCGGUGAAAAUAAAGGAAUUCCAAUAAUGGCAGCAGCUAGAAUGCAAAGAUGGGCGUUCAUAUUGUCCGGAUUCAAUUACACUAUUGAAUACAUUAAAGGUUCUUUAAAUGAUGCUGAUAGUUUAUCACGCAUUGGACAAUACGAAACAGCUGAUACAAGAUAUGAAAGCAAUUACAUAAACUAUGUUGGUUUUACCAAUGUUCUACAGUUGAAUUUUUCAACAGUCGCGAAAUUUUCACGACAAGAUCCGAUUUUAUCGAAAGUUAUGGAUUGCAUCAACAAUGGCACAGUAGAACAAUUAAAAGGAGACGAGUUUAAAUCAUUUCGUUUGAAAUCAAAUGAAUUGACAGUUGAGUCGGGAUGCAUAUUAUGGGGCUAUAGAACAGUCAUUCCCAAGAAAUUGCAACAAAAUGUACUGAAUGAGUUGCAUUUGUCUCACUUUGGUGUAGUCAAAACUAAGGCUUUGGCAAGGUCUUAUGUAUAUUGGCCAAAUCUUGACAAAGAUAUUGAGAAUUUAAUCAAAAGAUGUGAAUCAUGUCAAUUAGCUCGACCAAGUCCAGAAAAGAGCGAAUUAAUUCCUUGGAAACCAACUGAUUCAGCUUGGAAACGAAUUCAUAUUGAUUAUGCAGGUCCAGUACAUGGUUUUUAUUUACUCAUUGUUGUCGAUUCUUACUCAAAAUGGAUCGAAGUGUUUAAAACAAAACAAAUGACAACGUCAUUUACAAUAAGCAAAUUAAGAGAGACAUUCUCUAGAUACGGUUUAAUUGACACACUGGUCAGCGACAAUGGUACACAAUUUACUUCGUACGAAUUCAAAGAAUUUGUCAAAGAAAAUGGAAUAAAAUUCAUUCUCAUCGCACCAGGCAAUCCUUCUUCUAAUGGACAAGCAGAGAAUACUGUCAAAACUGUAAAAAAAUCUCUUAUUGCUUCGCUAAGACAAAAUAAACCAUCAAAUUUUGAGGUUGUCUUGGGACGAUUUUUGUUUGAUUAUCGAAUCACAAAACAUUGCACAACAAAUGAAACACCUGCGAAACUAAUGCUCAAUAAAGAACUAAAAACUCGAUUUAGUUUAUUGCGACCGCCAUUAACAAAGGAAAUUAUUGAAACAAAACAGCAAGUUGCUAUUAAAAAUUUCAAGGGCAAACGUAGUGUAGAUUUUAACGAAGGUCAAAAAGUAUUGGUAAGAAAUUACAAAAACCCUAACAAGGCUGGUUGGUCAAAAGCCAUAAUAAAAAAGAAAAUAGGUCCACGAAAUUACACAUGUUUACUCAUCCACGAUAAUCGUGAUAUCAAACGUCACACAAAUCAAAUCAUUGACAAUGAGACGGUUAAGGUUGUUGAACUCAGCAAAGAAGAUUCUUUGACAGAGGUUGAAAAUGAGCAAGCACCAGAUCUAGUAGAGAGAGAUGAUGUGUCUGACAUAAAUGUUGAUAGUUCGGACGAUGCUGACGCAUUCAUGGAUGCCAACGAAUCUAUUCCAGAUGUUGUUGAAAGACCCGCUAAAAGAGAUUCAGCCAAACGAGCAAAAGAGAAAAUCACUAAACAAUAUAAAGGCCAUAGCAAUCGGAAUAAUCGAAGACGUUGAGCACGUACACUUCUCUUCAUUCCAUUUGUUAUUAAAAAUUAUAUUCAUUUAAUUCAUUAAUAUUGUUCAUUGAUUCAAAGUCACUUAUUGCAACGACCCGCUAAAUUAUUUAUAAACUUUAUACUUAAUUAAUUUGGAUAGCAAAAUCAAUUUGAUAAUUUGAAUUAUUUACGAACAAUUUAGAUUUAAGCUAUUUUGCAAAGACCAAUUCAUAAUAUUUACUUUGGUAGCAAACAGAAAAUAUCUAAUAUAAUAACGCUUUAAUUUUGAUAUAAUAAACAUCUUUAGGAGAGAGUUGUUAAGUAUUAGACAAUUAGUAUGCAUUGGUA